This is a messenger RNA of Oldenlandia corymbosa var. corymbosa, 507 nucleotides long. The record is from the annotation of a GenBank genome assembly. Lineage: Eukaryota; Viridiplantae; Streptophyta; Magnoliopsida; Gentianales; Rubiaceae.
AUGUUGACGCCGUCAUCUCCGUCUUCUUCUUCUUCUUCUGCUGAGCUCAAAGUCAAAGAACAAUGGGGAGAGAGAGUUUCAAAAGCAGUAAUUUCAUUGUACGAAUCUUUACCGAAGAAAGGGAAGCCUCAGGGCCGGGAAGUUACCGUCUUGGCUGCUUUUCUGCUGUCUUCCCCUUCCGGAGAAUUGAAAGUUGUGGCAUUGGGGACGGGGACGAAAUGCAUUGGACGGUCGAGGAGGAGUUCGAAAGGGGACGUGAUCAAUGAUUCCCAUGCUGAGAUUAUUGCAAGAAGAGCUCUUUUAAGGUACUUCUAUUCGGAAAUUGAGAGUCUAACUCUUUCACACGAGAAGUUCAAGGACCAUGGUGGAACUUGUGUUGAUGUUGAAAACCAGCAUUCCUGUUUGGAGAAUAUUAGAGACCAAGCAAAAAUGUUCAAAAUGAAGCAGGGAUGGAAUUUGCAUUUGUACAUAUCACAGUUACCUUGUAGGUGGAGUGGCCUCUGUUAA